UCCUAAAUGCUCUGUAAAUCAGAUUUUCGAUCUGCAAUCGUCAGUUUCUGCACUCAGAAUGUGCAUGUGAUUGAUAGAACGAGUUACUUUUAACAUUAACAGAGACUGUUGAUAAAGGAUCUUUGUUAAUAACGGCAAGAUAGUUGCACUAGUACGACGUCUUGGCAGGUAUUGAUACAGGGAACAAGAAGAGGAGUAAUAAAGUAGUAAAGUAAUUCUUCCAGUGUGUGUGUGUGUGUGUGUGUGUGUGUGUGUGUGUGUGUGUGUGUGUGUGUGUGUGUGUGUGUGUGUGUGUGUGUGUGUGUGUCCCCAAUAAGAACCAAUGCAAAGGGUUAAAAUGUACCACUAUAUCAAAUCUAACAAAACUCUUCAAAAAGGAAAUAAUGAAAAAGUAUUAUUUGAACUGUAUUACCUAAGGAUCCUGAGGAUCUCAUUUGUUCGUUUUUAUUUUAUUUCUUGCUUUUUAUCGGUCAUUCUUUUGUUUUUUAUUAUCAUCUAUUAACAUGUUAAAUAAAAAAAGAAUAAGAAAAAUACGGGGAGAGGUUACCUUUUACACAGCCCGAGAUGAAGCCUCGAACGUCACACGCUACGUAAUUUCGCCUACGUGAAGCCUGCUCGAUAGGGAGCUUCGCUGGGGGGAGGAGCCGAGGUACUCGACACACGCCCCGAUGCCUCGACGCAUACCAUAACAUCACUACAUAUAGGAAGUUUCACCGACGACUGCUUCCUCAACUUGGUCCAAUACAAAGCUGGACUUGCGGAACGUCUGGAAAUGGAGUCCGGAUUAGUACCAACACUCCUCGGCUCAGCGACAAAUCUCGGACAAAUCGAUGACCUCCGUUACAGCUCGCAACUUACGGUCUGAAAUGUAUCCCCGGAUGCACCAGAAUGUUAUACAUCGAUCUGGUACGAGUUCACAGGCCAGCCCAUCAAUUGGUAACUUUCAGGUGUUUCUCUCAAGGGAUGUUGCCUGCCAUACAGACCACCUGGAAACACAUACUGUAGCCACACGGCUAUCCUUAAAGACUUUCCGGCCCCACUUCACAAGUAAAGAAGACUGCGAUGCCUUUGGAGACCGUAGCACGCAGCGCGGCGCCACCUCUGAGAGUCUGGGUGUGGACGCCCCUGGCUCCUCCCACAUGUCCAGUCACGGUGGGGAGCUGAAGAUCCUGAGCGUCUACGGUAAAGGGGAGGGCCCACUGGCGGUGGGCGGCCAUGACACCCUCUUCACCGCGUCAGAAGUGGAGGCCCUGAACUCGCUGUCUGCGGACCACAGCGCGGCCAAGAGCCUGGAGCGCGGCGAGCGGCUGGUCUGCCACGAGGAGCUGAGUGUGCAGGUUGGAAAUCAUCUUCUUAUUCAGCAUCCAAAUGAGAGGCUUCCUCUGUUACAACUCCAGCACACACCCCUAGAAAGCACACCCCUUUAUGAUUCAGUAAACGCUGCCAAAUAUGCCCGUCUUAUGCCCACCUUUUUUUUUUCAAUUUACACAUAUUGGCGCUUUUCAUUUAGAUGUAAAUGUGAUUAGACAGCUUUGCGGUUCCAGGGAAGGGACUUGGGUAGAGGUGUUGCUGCACUGUCUCUACAACAGAGACAACGCAGUGAUUUCAACAUGAGUAGUUAUAACUGGAGGGGUACUGAUAUCUGCAAGCUGCUGACCGUCAUGGGAGGGAAGGUGAUGCAGUCGCAUUUAACGAAGACGGGGAGAGAGUGCGAUCUAAGAGAAAAUACCAGAAGAACUUUCCUUACGAUGCUUGGUCAGCAAAGUGGUCAGCCAAAUAAAGAAUAUGUUGUUGAUAUUGCGCUU
Gadus macrocephalus (Pacific cod) is the source of this 1805-nucleotide messenger RNA. RefSeq lists its product as uncharacterized. The record is from RefSeq and is a predicted model, not a curated record. The coding region runs from base 831 to 1526 and encodes 231 amino acids. Lineage: Eukaryota; Metazoa; Chordata; Actinopteri; Gadiformes; Gadidae. The transcript is spliced from 4 exons.